Gracilinanus agilis (Agile Gracile Mouse Opossum) is the source of this 3547-nucleotide messenger RNA. RefSeq names its product TEPSIN adaptor related protein complex 4 accessory protein (gene TEPSIN). The coding region runs from base 1 to 1818 and encodes 605 amino acids. The transcript has 13 exons. NCBI's taxonomy places the organism in Eukaryota, Metazoa, Chordata, Mammalia, Didelphimorphia, Didelphidae. Gene Ontology annotation, cellular component: trans-Golgi network membrane. The record is from RefSeq and is a predicted model, not a curated record.
AUGGCCGCUCCGCAGCUCCGGGACCGGCUCAGCUUCUUACACAGACUCCCAAUUCUGAUGAAAGGGACGUCUGAUGAUGAUGUCCCAUGCCCUGGCUACCUGUUUGAAGAGAUUGCUAAAAUUUCCCACGAGUCAGUGGGAAGCAGCCAGUGUCUGUUGGAGUACCUCCUGAAUCGCUUGCAGAGUAACUCCUGCCAUGUUAAACUUAAGGCCCUGAAAAUCUUGCUGUACAUGUGUAGCCAUGGCUCCACCUCCUUUCUGCUCUCACUCAAACGCAAUUCUUCCUUCAUUCAGGAAGCAGCAGUAUUUGGGGGUCUUCCAGAUCCUCUUCAUGGAAACAGCUUGUAUCAGAAGGUCCGAAUGGCUGCUCAGGACUUGGCAAGUGCUUUGUUUUCUGAUUCUCUGUUGCCAUUGCCUUCCACUCAGUCUCCUAGGCCCCUUCCUUCAACAGGUAUGGGCUCCCAGGCCAGUUCCUAUAGCACCCUCCAAGGCUUUGGCUACACCAAAGACAGGGGAAGUUCUGGCUCUGCAGGUGAAGCCCUUCUUAGCACCAUCCAGAAGGCUGUUGAGGUGGUGGCUAAUGCUGUGCUCCCUGGGCAUGAGAGCUCCACUAUCCAGAGUCAGGUGCUGAGGGAAGACACCUACCAGCCUGUAGUGGCACCCUCUGCUGGCCACGGUCACUUUGCUCCUAGGAAACCGCCAUCAGUGCCCACCCAGAGUGUCCGAGUGAGGCACCAGCCUGGGCAGGCGGGGGGCGGCUGGGAGGAGAUGGACAGUGACCCCAGCUCCCAGAACUCAUCUCAGGAGAACGGGGAACUCAGCAGAGCCUCCGACUCUGGAAGCAAAUCUGACAGCGAUAGCCACUCAGGAGCCAGCCGGGAGAUUGGAGAUAUAACAGAGAGGGUAGAGGCUGUACCACUGAGUGACUGUCUACAAGAGAUGAGCCUUGUGAGCACCGUGACCCAGGGACCUCGGGUCUUUCUGACUCGAGAGGAGGUGCAGCAUUUCACCAAAGAGUGUGGGCUGCUCAAUUGUGAAGCAGUAUUGGAACUCUUGAACCGGGAACUUGGAAGAACCAAUGAAUGUGUUCAGAUGAGAGCCAUGUGUGCCAUCUUCUCCCUCAUGUGCUCCGAUCUGCUUUCUCAGGACCAUAUUUUCUUCAUCAUCCAACCCAAGCUGCAACAGCUUAGUGAAGGGAGCCCUGGCCCUGUGACCAACAAGGCAACCAAGAUUUUGAGGCAGUUUGAGGCCCUGUGCCGAAACCAUCCCUCCCACAAAAGACCCCUGUCACAGGCCAGCGCCAGUUCAUCUCAUCCCGCUCUUUGCCCAGCUGACCUGCUGACAGAUGUUGCUCCUUUAGCUGGAGGCGAGUCAUUUCUGCAGCCAGUGAGUUCUUCCUCUUCCCUGCCCAGGGGCACAGCCACAGCAUCCCCAGCAGACCAAGAAAUAACAACUAUCUCAGCACAAGGAGAUAUCACUCCUGCUAAAAGAGGUCUGGAGGAGGCUGAGCCCAGAUUGGUAGGUGAACAUGGGACUGGAUCUAGCCAAGAUUCUUCAGGCACUAAUGCUGCAAAUGGCACGUUGGAGCCAGACAUUGUUCCUGAAAGUGGCCUUUUGGCCUCCCCAACCAUCCCCUGCUCUUUGUUUGCCGGCCUGGAGUUGGUGGCUCACACAGGUGUGGUUGUGACUGGGGCUGCUAGAGAAGAGCCUCUCCAGCUAGCAUCAAGUUCUGAGGCUCCAUGGAGAUUAUCUAGAGGAGCCACCUCACAGGAGGCUCCUAGUCCAGAACUAUCUGCCUUCGCCUUCUUAAAUGCAUGAAUGGCCAAUGCUGCAGAUUGGGCCAUUGCCCCUUGUCUUCCUUGUCUUGAAAAGGACUUUGCACAUCCGGCUGCCUAUGACUAUCCCCUGGCUUCCUUCUCACCAUGUAUGUUACUAAUCUGUUCACAGGCCCUCUGACUGCCCCCAAAACGUGAUUUCCCCUCUUGUAUUUCUGUCAUCUUCCAUUGCUGUGUCUGCAUUCCCCCUCCCAGGGGAAUUCUCACCACCUCCAAGCCAAUUCCUAGUGAUGGCAACCCUAUACUAACUAAGCAGACCACUGGAAUAACUAAUUAGAAACAGAAAGGACCAGUGCUCAGCAUGGGGUUUUUUGAUCAGCAACAGGAAGAGGAAACUAUUUUAGAUAUACAAGGAAUGCCCUAUGUGGUAUUUCCAAAGCAUUCAGAAAGAACUGAAACUGAUCAAUGCUAAACUUUAUUCAAACAUUAAGAUGAGUGAGCAAAUAUGAUCCCUUUUCAAAACCUGUCGUUCCACCGUUAAUGUUUGUUUCCCUCUAGUAGAGCUGGUUUCAUAUUUCAUAAUCUUACAUGCCUUAUAUCUGUGUAGUUUUCCAUGGAACUUUUAAAGAAUUGGGCCACUAGUUAGGCCAAUCAGGAUUAUUGUUGGACCCUCAUAAAGUGCCCCAGCCACAGAAGGAGCUCUGGCCCUCUCUAACAGUCAAGGACUCUGUUUAACAAUACUUUAUGGCCUUAGGAGAGAGGGUGAAUCCUAGACCACAUUGUUGGACCUUCUUGACUUUGGGAAAGGGGAACAGUAAGGAAACUUGGCUUUCUUGAGCUAUACUUAUCUCAGAGACACAGUUUGUGAACUCUCCCCUCUCCUCAGAGCUUAUACCCAGGCAGGCUCAUGGUUAGUGUGUCUCCAGAUCCUUUAGCCAAUUUAAUGAUCUUCUGAACAUUCAACCAAUCCCUUUCUGGCUCUGUCUGGGAGUACAUAUUAGUACUCAGUUGCACAGUUUCAGGUAGAGCAUUAUAAAGUAAAGAGCUCAUUAAGCAGAAAAAAGAGGCCUUCAGUCCUCAUAAGAUGUGCCUAUCUUGGCUCCUUAAUGAUCAGGAGGGUUUGGAGAGGAAAAGCUCCUAUAAAUCCAUAGAAUCUGAGUAGAGAAUCUUUUGGUUGAGUUCCCUCCUGGGAAUCCAUUCUAUAUCCAGCAAAUACUUCCUUUAUCUAUUUCACACUGAUAGCUCAACCCUGAGUCACAUUGAGGGCUAAAGAUACUUGAAUAAGUGGAGUAGAGAAGUUGUAUUUAAUCUCAAAUGGCCUUUGGGUAUGUUUUAAGGUCUGUUAGGUAAGAAAACAGAAAUCUCCUAUCCAUAGGUGAAGAUAACAGGCCAUAGGCUUUGGCCAGAGCUAGUAUAAUUUCUAGAUCAUUUGAAAUUGGGUGGGGGAGCAAGAUGGAUGGGUCUUACCUUUUUUUUGGAAGGCAGCAACUGAUAUUUGAUGGAAUAUAGCCCACUGCACUGUCCUCUUUUCCUUCCACAUCUCUCUUCUAGCUUUGGCCUGCUCAUUUGGAUUUGGAUUCCUAUGGUGCUCACGAGCAGGUUGCAAAGGUGCUUCCAGAAACACUGGCCUUCUACUUGUUGGCACUAGGCCUAGCUAGGUAGGGUCACUCACCAACUGCUCGGUCAAUACCUCUAGAGCAAGAGAACUCUAGGCAGUUUUGCUCUUUGUGAUUUAGAAACCCCUAGAAAUCCCUUUGUUUUUAUCCUAAUAU